GAACGACCCCCGGACGGACCGACCCCGCGCACCGCCGCAUCCCCGUGUUCAGCGCCGAUGUCCCCCACGGCCGCCAUGCCCAAAAGAAAGGCUGAAGGGGAUACUAAAGGAGAUAAAGCCAAGGUGAAGGACGAGCCAGGGAAGAAGGGGAAAGCCGAUGCCGGGAAGGAUGCGAAUAAUCCUGUAGAGAAAGGAGACACCAAAACAGACCAGGCACAAAAAGCUGAAGGUGCUGGAGAUGCCAAGUGAAAUGUGUGCAUUUUUGAUAACUGUGUACUUCUGGUGACUGUACAGUUUGAAAUACUAUUUUUUAUCAAGUUUUAUAAAAAUGCAGAAUUUUGUUUUA
Molecule: messenger RNA, 346 nt
Organism: Peromyscus leucopus (white-footed mouse)
Lineage: Eukaryota; Metazoa; Chordata; Mammalia; Rodentia; Cricetidae
Product: non-histone chromosomal protein HMG-17-like
Exons: 1
Coding region: 58-249 (63 amino acids)
Cellular component (GO): nucleus; chromatin
Molecular function (GO): nucleosomal DNA binding
Source: RefSeq, a predicted model, not a curated record